Melampsora larici-populina 98AG31 is the source of this 1851-nucleotide messenger RNA. RefSeq lists its product as uncharacterized. Gene Ontology annotation, cellular component: membrane. The transcript is spliced from 9 exons. Bases 1 to 1851 code for a protein of 616 amino acids. NCBI's taxonomy places the organism in Eukaryota, Fungi, Basidiomycota, Pucciniomycetes, Pucciniales, Melampsoraceae. The record is from RefSeq and is a predicted model, not a curated record.
AUGGCUUCGGAGUAUUUUAGCCAGAGACAGAGCUGGUCUUACAUCGGCAUCAUCGGCACUUACAAUCAAAUCAUGAGAGGAAAAGAGUCAACAGGAUCAGAUUCAAACUCACUCUGGUCUGCUGACAAAUUUCCUGGAGUCAAGUUGGAGAUCUUUCUGCUGGCCGGCAAAGUCGAGCUGUUCUCACGGCUCAGGAGUCAGGGCUCGGGUGUUCACUGGGUGGUUGUCCAGCUGCAUGGGCCCGGAAAAGGACUCGGGUCGGGUCAGUCCGCAUACAUUCAACUAUUGAACUUUCAAAGGAUUAUGCCAUCUACUUUACCUUCUCACCUUGGUCUCAUCAUCCUACGAGCAAUUUACUUCCUCGGUUGUCGUCGCUAUGUACAUCGCUCUCUUCUAUCUGACUUGCGGCAAGUCAUACGGGAUGACUCUCUUGAACUCACUGAUCCCAUCGAAUCAAACUCAGAAUCCGAUGAAGAGUCCAUGACUGUCGGUCUUACCAAUUGGUUCAACAAGUCUAGCUCAUCUUCUGCCAAACCUGACUCGCUCCCGAUCAGGACUCCUAAACGAUCUUCAACUGCUUCGAAAUCCGCACCUUCCAUCCCAGCUGGGUUUACGACCUUUUUAUUCUGCUGGUCGUUCUGCGAAGGAAGCCUCCUAUUCAGCAUCGUCAUCCUUGGUUCAUGGCUGGAUACCACAGCUCGCAAUCUGAAUUGGAACCUUUCCCUUGGAAUAUUGAUUGCGUCGGUCGUCUACGUAUUUCCAUUGGCCGAAUGCCUAUUGUUUGCAAACUCAGUGCUGAGCCGCAAAGCCGCCGAUCGGCCCAGACUGCUCUCCCCUCGCACCGUUGGUUUAACUCUGCUUCCUUUUUUAGGAUAUCUUUUUCUUUAUUAUCGGGUUGGUCAAACCAUUCAAGGUCUUCUUGGAGUUGAAACUGGAAGCCAUUCUUUCGGAUUUUUGAACACAACACUGGCUCGAAUAUGCGUACCUGGUGUCUUUUUGAUUGCGUCUCUAUCUGGUGGUGCAGCCGUGAAUACCGCCUGGGAAACUUGGGAAUGGCGUCGGCGAGACAAGGAACCACCUAUCACUGACCAGCAUAUAGCCUCGGCUGAGCAAGCCCUUCAACGCACUCGAACGGAUCUCCAAGCUCGACGAGCGGCCGCCUCUCAGUCAGCUGAAGGCCCAUCCUCAAGCGGCAUUAUGAGUUUAUUAACUGGUACCCGAACCAGCCAGUUACAGCUAGAGUUAUCGGGAGUGGAAGCUCUGGAGCGACAAAUGACCGCUGAUCUGAACUCGAUGAAGCAACGCAAGGCUUAUGCUGAAUAUUCACGUACACUCCCAGGUAUCCUGCUCAAUUGUGCUAACUGGAGUCUCUCGGUCUAUUGUAUAUACCGAUUAUUCAUGGCGAGUUCUAUCAGGCAAAAUCUCAACAUGCCCUCCUUUCAUGCGCUGAUUAUUGAACUUGAUAUUAGUACUCUCAGCCGCCUUGUUGGACUGGUUUUGAUUGGUUCGAUCAUCGUCGUGAACUUGCGUGCAUCGCUAGUCUGGGUUCAUCGGGCCUUCUCUCGCUUAGGCUCUGGUGGCCUCAUCAGCACACCGUUCAUGCUGCUUAUCCUCGGACAAUUGAUGGCCAUGUAUCUCUUAACUUGUCUCAUAUCUUUACCGUCGGCGAGCUCGAGUACACGCCCGGAUGAUCUACUAUCUACUUUGCCGUCCUUCCACCUCUUUAGUAGACUUUUUGAUAUUGUGUUCCUUGUGACUGGAAUUCUUACUGGUCUGAUUCGAUGGCUUGCUAAACAAAUUCUUCAAACUGAAGAUCAGGAGACAAUGGCACUCAACCGGAUCAUAGUUUAG